Molecule: messenger RNA, 1661 nt
Organism: Dicentrarchus labrax (European seabass)
Lineage: Eukaryota; Metazoa; Chordata; Actinopteri; Moronidae
Product: troponin T, slow skeletal muscle-like
Exons: 13
Coding region: 1-897 (298 amino acids)
Biological process (GO): regulation of muscle contraction; sarcomere organization; cardiac muscle contraction
Cellular component (GO): troponin complex
Molecular function (GO): tropomyosin binding; troponin C binding; troponin I binding
Source: RefSeq, a predicted model, not a curated record
AUGGCCCACAGAGAAGGGCACAGAAUACAAUUCCCCAUUGAGCACAGUCUGAAGCGCACAUCACACUCUCUAGGGGACAACCUGUGUGAGAUUGUCAUUGUUUGCUUGCUUUGCACAGAAGAGGAGGAAGAGGUAGAAGAGGUAGCAGAGGAGGAGGAGGAGGAGGAGGAGGAGGAAGUGGAAGAGGUGGUAGAGGAGGAGGAGGAAGCAGAUGCAGAGGAAAAUGAAGGAGAAGAGGCAAAGCCCAAGGGAAAGCCUGGUUUUCUGCCCGGCUUGGCAGCUCCCAAAAUCCCAGAGGGAGAAAGAGUGGACUUUGACGACAUUCAUAGAAAACGAAUGGAAAAGGACCUGACGGAGCUCCACACUCUGAUUGAAGCUCACUUUGAGAAGCGUAAGAAGGAAGAAGAAGAGCUUCUUAGCCUCACAGAUCGCAUUGAGAAACGCAGGUCAGAAAGAGCAGAGCAGAUAAAGAUCAGGGCAGAGAGAGAAAAAGAACGGCAGAACAAAGUGGCUGAAGAGAAAGCCAGAAAAGAAGAUGAAGAAGCAAAGAAGAAAGCAGACGAUGAUGCCAGGAAGAAGAUGAUUCUGUCCAACUUGAGUUUCACUGGAUAUAAGCAGACGCAGACUGGGCCAAAAAGACAGACAGAAAGAGAAAAGAAGAAGAAGAUCCUAAAUGACAGACGCAAAGAGUUAAAUGUUGAUCAAAUGAGAGAGGACCAACUCAGGGAAAAAGCUAAGGAACUGUGGGAGUGGAUUCGCCAGCUGGAGGCGGAGAAAUAUGAACUUCAGUAUAAGCAUGCAAACCAGAAGUAUGAGGUCACCGUGCUGAGAAACCGAGUCAGUGAUCAUCAGAAAAUUACAAAGGGUGCCAGAAGCAAGCGUGGCCUGAGGAAGUAACAUCUGACAUCAACCGGAGGAAUACUGGCAACAUUUGACUUCCAUGGAAUCAUUGAGAGUAACAUCGACCACAUAAUAAUGUUUUCUCAAUACUGAGCAUGCAAGAACAAAUUACAAUACCGAAAAUAUCAUAAGAUGCUCUAAAAUGUGUUAUCAGUUAAAUGAAGUGCGUGCAGGAAAGUAGCAGUAUAGUGGUCGGUCUCUGAUUGCUGACUGAUCAGGUGAUGUGUUGCAGCUUGUGUUUAUUUGACAAGAGGUGUGUAAACCCAUUUUAAGACUUUAGCGUCUGAAAGGACAGAAAGAUAAUAAGAUUAUUCUAUAGGUCCUAUAAUUCAUUUUUUAACAGUACUAAAAGUGAAGUUGUGUAUACACGUUUGUGGUUGGAAUUAAUUAAAAAUACUUUAUUUAACAAAACAAAAAUAGCAUCCUCUUUCUUUUAAGUCUUUGGUUCCUUCACUUGUGGGAACCUUUAAGAUGAGCACUAACGCUGUUGUAAUUGUAACACAGUCACACCUCCUUUAAUGAGGUUACAGUGCUUGUCAAAACCAAAGUGUAGUUUACUUUGGCCAGCCAGGUGUUAUGAUUGGCAAAUUCAGUUAUUUUCAUUUUGUAUUGACAGUUUUUUUUUAUAUUAAACAUCCAGGCAGGCUUGACAUGUGCCAACAGUACUACAAAUACAUCAAUCUAUCAGUGUAAAAUGAAAUGAGUAUGAAAAAAGAUUAGCUGUGCCCAAGGCCUAAUAAAUCUAAAUAUUGCUCCCAGAA